GACCACGAAGAGCCAGAGGAGACUGACUGACGGCUCAGCUCAUGUCAUGCAGCUCUACUGGAUUCUCCCGUUGAAUUUGGAAGCUCUCUCAGUGAAUCAUGUCUUUACACUCGCACUGCUUGUGUGUUUGGUGAUCGUGGUUAGAUUACUGUUAAUGAGGAGGAGGGGAAUGCGAACUAUGGAGUCUUUUCCAGGACCACCUGCACACUGGCUCUUCGGACACGUCAAGGAGUUUCAGCAGGAUGGACAUGAUUUGGAAAAGAUUAUGAGGUGGUGUAAACAGUAUCCGUUUGCUUUUCCACUGUGGUUUGGCCCGUCACUGUCCAUUUUGAAUAUCCACCACCCAUCAUAUGUGAAGACCAUUCUCACCACAACAGAACCCAAAGAUGACUAUGCAUAUAAGUUUUUCAUCCCUUGGUUAGGCGAUGGCUUGCUUGUGUCUGCUGGACAGAAAUGGUUUCGGCACAGACGACUCCUCACUCCUGGUUUCCAUUAUGAUGUUUUGAAGCCUUAUGUGAAACUUAUUUCUGAUUCAACUGAAGUCAUGCUUGAUAAGUGGGAAGGUUAUGCCAAAUCAGAAGAGUCAUUUGAACUGUUUAAGCAUGUAAGUCUCAUGACCCUGGACAGCAUUAUGAAAUGUGCGUUCAGCUGUAACAGCAACUGUCAGACAGACAGUGGAACCAACCCGUACACCCAGGCAGUGUUUGACCUCUGCAACCUGGUGAACCUCAGGUUCAGAGUUUUUCCGUACCACAACAAGGCCAUAUUUCAUCUCAGUCCACAUGGAUACAAAUUCAGGAAGGCAGCUGGCAUAGCACACAAUCAUACAGCGGAUGUUAUCAGAAAGAGGAAGGAAGUCUUGAAGAUUGAGAAGGAACAGGGCAUUGUUAAAAACAGACGAUAUUUGGACUUUUUGGAUAUUCUUCUGUCUGCCCGAGACGAGUAUCAGCAGGGUUUGUCAGAUGAGGAUAUCAGGGCUGAAGUGGACACGUUCAUGUUUGAAGGCCAUGACACUACAGCCAGUGGAAUAUCUUGGAUCUUCUACAAUCUGGCAUGUAACCCUGAGCACCAGGAGAAAUGCAGGGAGGAGAUCUUACAAGCUCUGGAUGGAAAAGACACGCUGGAGUGGGAAGACCUCAAUAAAAUUCCUUAUACCACAAUGUGUAUUAAAGAAUCUCUGCGGCUUUGCCCUCCUGUGCCGGGGAUAUCACGAAAGUUAACUAAACCCAUGACUUUCUUUGAUGGACGGACUGUACCUGAAGGUUGUACCAUUGGAGUUAGCAUUUAUGGGAUCCACUUGAAUGCCACAGUGUGGGAGAAUCCAUAUGUAUUUGAUCCAUUGAGAUUUCUGCCGGAGAACACUGCUAAGCGGUCACCUCAUGCUUUUGUGCCCUUCUCUGCUGGACCCAGAAACUGCAUUGGACAGAACUUUGCCAUGAAUGAGAUGAAAGUAGCAGUGGCGCUGACCCUGAAGAAAUAUCGCCUCAUUAAAGACCCCAAACACACCCCGAAGAUGAUCCCUCAAGUAGUGCUCAGAUCACUCAACGGCAUUCACAUCAAGAUCAAAUUAGUGGACAAUGAUUCAUGAAAAG
This is a messenger RNA of Rhinichthys klamathensis goyatoka, 1592 nucleotides long. Its product is annotated as cytochrome P450 4B1. Lineage: Eukaryota; Metazoa; Chordata; Actinopteri; Cypriniformes; Leuciscidae. The record is from RefSeq and is a predicted model, not a curated record. The coding region runs from base 47 to 1588 and encodes 513 amino acids. Gene Ontology annotation, molecular function: heme binding; monooxygenase activity; iron ion binding. The transcript is spliced from 12 exons.